Molecule: messenger RNA, 1103 nt
Organism: Pseudopipra pipra
Lineage: Eukaryota; Metazoa; Chordata; Aves; Passeriformes; Pipridae
Source: RefSeq, a predicted model, not a curated record
AUGCCCGUUGUGGCACAGAGUCCUCCUCACCUCGUCCUGCUGGUGCUGGUGGUGCUCCGAAAUGUGAGUGGACCUGUCUCUGUGGGGUUUGUGGUUUGGCUUCAGCUUCUCACUUUGCUCCCAGUUUUUCAGGGCUCUCCAGGUCCUGAAAGUGACGCCAGAGUUGAGAUCCAGGCCAGGAACCAGACGGAGCGAUGCAUCUUCCCAUCCCUGGUGCGGUACUUCUGCCAGCCCCAGGGGCAGAGCCCCCCAGCCCCUGCUGGCUGCAAGUUUUGCCCCCAGGACUGGCAGCUUCGUGGGGAGAGAUGCUACUGGCUCUCCAAGGAAUCGGGGAACUGGACUCGGGGCAGGAAAAGCUGCAAAGAUCAGGGCUCCGAGCUGGUGGUGCUCAAGAACGAGACAGAAAUGGUAAACAGGGAGGAAAAGGCUUGGAAAGGACCCAGAAGUCCUGGGUUUUUAGGGGGGCAGGGGAGCAAAAGGCUCCCAGCAGCAGGAGGGUUUGGGGUUCAGAGCACGGGCCGCUCGUGUCCCAUGGAUUUGGGGGGUCAGGUUUGUGCUGUGGCUUCACACCCCACGGAACUCCCCACAGAGAGAUUUUUUUGGAGCAACUGGUCCCUUCCACGUCAGGAGGACGUCGAGAGUGUCACAGGCAGGCGCCCGUGGUCGGUGUGGGUUGGGUUGAGGUCACAGCAGAAGGAGUGGACGUGGGUGGACGACACCCCCUACGACCCCCACAGGUGGCACGUUAGGGUUGGUUAUGGGGCAAUAAACCCUUUGUCGUGCAGGUUUGGAGACCUGCCGGAGGUGGAUGAAGGGUGUGGGACCCUGAAAGGCAAGAGCUUGGAUGUUGAUGUCUGUGCCAGUGAUCACAAGUGGGUUUGCCAAAAAGCCCCUUUCCAGCUCUCCCCGCCCACGGCAGGAGAUGUUGGGAAGCUGGAUGAUGCCUCCACCUGACACACUCCGGCAAUGGACCGUGUGGUAUAACAAAAUCAUUUAUUACAGUUCUUUCAUGGUUUAUCCACCCCGUUACAUCAGCAGUAAAUUCCAGUCAGUAGCUUUUCUCUAUAUCUACUUUUUAGCUAGGCAUUCUCUACCCAGGAGAA